Messenger RNA from Acinonyx jubatus (cheetah), 5215 nucleotides. RefSeq names its product acyl-CoA synthetase bubblegum family member 1 (gene ACSBG1). The coding region runs from base 2300 to 4465 and encodes 721 amino acids. Gene Ontology annotation, cellular component: endoplasmic reticulum; membrane. The transcript is spliced from 12 exons. The record is from RefSeq and is a predicted model, not a curated record. Lineage: Eukaryota; Metazoa; Chordata; Mammalia; Carnivora; Felidae. Gene Ontology annotation, molecular function: long-chain fatty acid-CoA ligase activity.
CAGGUGGAGCGGGGCCUCCCCCGGGCUGAUGAGUUCCCUACGGUCCCGGCGCUGUCCUGGGUGAGCCAGAGGCCCCGGCCCCGCGGGGACCAUGCCAGAGAUGCUCCUGCUCAGGUCUGCCGGCUCCGUCCUGAGGACCGUGUAAGGAAGCAGGCCCCCCCUCCUCCGCUGGCGCUGGACCCCCGGUCACUGCACUUAAUCACCCUCCCAGUCGUACCAAAGCAUUGUCCCCUCCUUACUCCCAGAAAGAUCCGUGACGGCCCCGGAAGUAGGAGGAGAGCAGACAUGCACAUGAACUUUGCAGGGCUCACAUGUGCUCAUGACGCCACAGGGUUGACAUGGAGGACCGGGGCUCAGAGAGGUGCAGUGCCUUGCCCACAGUCACCCAGCUAGUGAAGCGAGCUGAACCCAGGCAGGCCAGUUCUGACGAACCUCAAUGCUAUAUUGUCCAAGAAGGCAUUUAUUGAGCCCCUGUUGUGUACAGGACAGUGACCUGGCUGCUAAAGGCUGAAAGGGAAGAAAGACCACAGAAAUAGCCAGGCGAUGCACCCCCGUCCAGGAGGGGCUCCCAUGGGAAAGCCCAUGGGCUUGUGUGUCUGCUGACUCCUGCUCUGCACAUCAGUGUGCCCCAGGGCCCAAGGACACACGGCCCACAGAGCUUACCAAGCCAUGUGUGGCCUUCAGAGCCUAAACCUGAGUGUUCAAAGGCUGUGAGAGUGAGAGUGUUGCAGAUAAUCCCUGAGGGCCCCCUGGAGGAGUUGCUGAAUGAGGCUCAGUGGGCUCUCCCAUCAGCACCUCUGGCAAGACAGGAAGAGAAGGGAGAGACCACCUGACCAGAGAUGGUCAGGAGAGGGGGUGCAGGCUCCCCCAGGCCCCCGCCCAGCCCCCACCACACAGUGUAUGCACACCACGCUCCCUUCGAGGGCUUCCUUGCUCCCAGAGCCACUGGGCAGGUGCUAAAGACAUUUGGUUUCUCUGUAAGAAGAGGGCUAGGUGCUUAUGGGGUGUGUGAGGGCAGGAGUGUGGUGUUCCAGAAGGCCGGGAACACUGUGCUAACCACCUGCGUCGGGCCGGGGCGCUAAUCACGGUGGCCCCACCUCACCUGAGGGUCCCUGAGUGGAUCGCGGUGCCACGCUGUCCAGAGCGCAGGAGUCAGAAGGGCCCAGGUGCGUGUGAGGGGUCAGAGCAGUGGGGACGCUUCGCAUGUCAUGUGCCCUCUUUUGAGGAUGACAAAUCCCACUCUGGAAGCUGUGCCUCUGGCUUACAGUCUGGGGACAGCAGGCUGGGUGGUCCGGCUUCGCUAUGAUGCACCCCAGGGUGCCCCAGGUGAGCGGCUGCCCCCACAGGAACGCAGGGAGGGUGAGCUAUGAUACAGCAGCGGCGUCCCCAACGCUGAUAUGGGGGCUGCGGCCACGUGGGAGGGCGCAGACCCCAGCACGACAGGGCGUGGCUCCCUUCCUGGGCGUGUUCUGAGUGGACAGGACACCAGUUACUAGUUAUGGCCCCGAGUGAGCAGGAACGUUAUGGGAAGGUUGGGCUCAGUCGAUGGGCGAGGGUGACAUCCCCGGAAAGAGAUGGGAUCUCAAGGGCUCUGGUGAGGGGAAGAGCGUGCUUUCCUCACUUGGAAAAUUGGAAUUUGGCCUUCUCUUAAUUAGGCGUCUGGUAUCCUUCGGGCACAGGGCUUAGGGGUUGAGUAGGAACCUCUUGCCCGACGUGGGCCGUGAGCAAGGUGUCCCCUGUCACGGCAGGCAGAGGCAGGGGACCCACUCCACCCUGUCAACGAGGGAAGGACAGAGCAGGAUGGGGGAGUGGAUGUCAGCACAUCUGAGUCACGAGAGACCGGCCAAGGUCCCCAGCAAACAGAAGGCUCUAGUCAUGAUGAGUAUGUUUGGCUCGCGGCUUCCUUAGGCGGCCGUCUUUUCCUGUAGUCUGGGUUUCGCUGUUUUAAAUCCAGAACCAGUUUAUACAGAUUUCAUUAGCGGGGGAAAUGUCUGUGCCUUUUGAUGGCAAGGGUUUCCAGACUUGUCUGUGAGGAGGUGGCUUGGAUGGCGAGCGAUCACAGCCAGUGGCGGCCCUGGCCCGUCCAAGGGUGAGCUGCCCAGCGGGUGCUGUCAAAGGCCAACCCUCUGGAAGACUCGCUCGUCUUCGGGACGUGGCCGGGACAGCAUGGACAUUGCACCAAGUUUGUGGCACCCGCGUUGGGGCUCCCGGUGGGGGACCCUCAUUCGUGUCUGCGCCCAGAGCUCAGGGCUGUUUGUAUCAGUAUAAUGUGGUGGGGCCCCUCUGCGACCCCAACGUAAUGGUGGUGACCAAUGACCCACAGUCGGCUGGACAAGCUCCAAGCUCAGAACCCUCCGCCUGGUGUGGAAGCCCCACCCCAGAAAUUGUAUCCUUUCACCCCUCCGGUGGCUUCCCUGGGACAGGCCACCUUGCUCACACACAAGAAGGGGACCAACUCAGCCCCCACUCAGCCCCCUUGUCCCUACGCCUCUCCCUUCACAACCUCCUGAUGUCUUUCGAUUUAAAACCUAUCAGGUUCUUAAGCAGACUGCCUCCAGGUGGGCCUGGGUGUGUUCGCAAACUUAGUUUGAACAUGCAGUACCAGCAAGAAGUAAGACCGAGUGUGACAAACAGCUCUCCAAGUGAUGGGCAGACGCUCUCCAAAGAGUCCCUCGGCCAUGCUCUCCCGCUCUCGUCCCUGGAGAAGGCGAGGGGUGCCCAGCUGGAUUGCUCAGAGGAGCCGCUGUGGACCACCCGGGCCGACGGACGCGUCCACCUGCGUGUCCACCCCACCUGCCCACAGCCGCCCUACACCGUGCACCAGAUGUUCCACGAGGCCCUGGACAAGUACAGGGACCUCAGCGCCCUGGGCUGCAAGCGCCAGGGCGUGUGGGAGCACAUCUCUUACUCCCAGUACUACCUGCUGGCCCGGAGAACCGCCAAGGGCUUCUUGAAGCUCGGCCUGGAGCGGGCCCACAGCGUGGCCAUCCUUGGCUUCAACUCCCCGGAGUGGUUCUUCUCGGCGGUGGGCACGGUGUUUGCAGGGGGCAUCGUCACCGGCAUCUACACCACCAGCUCCUCGGAGGCCUGUCAGUACAUCGCCCACGACUCCCGCGCCAACAUCAUCGUGGUCGACACACAGAAGCAGCUGGAAAAGAUCUUGAAGAUCUGGAAAAACCUGCCACAUCUGAAGGCCGUAGUGACAUACAGAGAGGCCCCUGCAAGGAAGAUGGCCCGCGUGUACACGAUGGACGAAGUCAUGGGGCUGGGGGACGAGCUGCCGGAGGAGACCCUGGACGCUGUCAUCAGUGCCCAGCAGCCCAACCAGUGCUGUGUGCUGAUCUACACCUCGGGCACCACCGGGAGCCCCAAGGGCGUGAUGCUGAGUCAGGACAACAUCACGUGGACGGCGCGGCACUGCAGCCAGGCCGGCGGCAUCCAGGCGGCGGAAGUCCAGCAGGAGGUGGUGGUCAGCUACCUGCCCCUCAGCCACAUCGCCGCGCAGAUCUACGACUUGUGGACAGGCAUCCAGUGGGGGGCGCACAUCUGCUUCGCCGAGCCUGACGCCCUGCAGGGGAGCCUGGUGAACACGCUGCGGGAGGUGGAGCCCACGUCCCACCUGGGGGUGCCUUGGGUGUGGGAGAAGAUAAUGGAACGCAUCCAGGAGGUGGGGGCUGGGUCUGGCUUCAUCCGGCGCAAGAUGCUGCUGUGGGCCAUGUCGGUGACUCUGGAGCAGAACGUGACGUGCCCCAGCAGGUGGCCAGGCCGCCGUGCGCCCACCCAAUACUCACCUUUUUCAUGUGAGCGUGUGGUUCUUCCUGCGGACCGUUCUCCUUCCCCCACCAGUGACCUGAAGUCCUUCAAGGCCAGGCUGGCAGAUUUCCUGGUGCUGGCCAAGGUCCGCCGGGCGCUGGGCUUUGCCAGAUGUCGGAAGAACUUCUGCGGAGCAGCCCCCUUGACCACAGAGACACAGCAGUUCUUUCUGGGCCUCGACAUCCCCUUGUAUGGCGGCUACGGCCUCAGCGAGACCUCAGGGCCCCCCUUCGUAUCCAGCCUCUCCAACUACCGCCCCGGCAGCUCCGGCAAGGCGGUGCCAGGCUGCCUGGUGAAGCUGGUGAACAAGGACGCGGAGGGCGUCGGGGAGAUCUGUCUGUGGGGCCGCAACAUCUUCAUGGGCUACCUAAACAUGGAGGACAAAACGACUGAGGCCAUCGACGCCGAGGGCUGGCUGCACACAGGCGACACCGGGCGGCUGGACGAGGACGGCUUCCUCUUCAUCACCGGACGCCUCAAAGGACACCUGGAGCCGCGUGCGGUGAAUGGCCGUGGGGACAGCGAUCGUCCUGUGUUGUUCCUGAUCUCGGGAGGGACACUUUCAACAUCUUAUCCUGGAGUGUGUUUCGCGUGGGGUCUUGGGGGGUGUUCGUCUCCAUGCCGCUUGCCGAGGGUUUCUAGCGGGUACUGACGGUGUAAGACGCAGGUUGGGGUGAGCGGGUGGUCAGGGAAAGCGCAGGAAGGCAGGGGUGGUGAGGGACGCCCACUCUCGCUGCCCUAGACACGCCCGGUCUGACGGCUUCCUCCCCGGCCGUCCUCUGUGCCACGGCCCGGUGAGCUCGCUGCAGCCAGGGGCUGUCUCAUUCUUCUCCUCUGCCCGACGUCAACAUGGGGCCCGCACACAGUGUGACCGAUUCCUCUGUGUCCAACUAGAACAGGGGCACAAUCGAGCUAGAGCAGUCCAGGUGUAUUCAGUAAACGUCUGCUUACUCCCACCUGGCCUGGCGGGAAGAGACCAGAGCGCUGAGUGCCAGCACCUGCUCAUGCACGGCCCUCCGCAGGACGAGGGGCGGACGCUGUGAGAGCAGCUUAGACGAGGGAGGGCCAGCGUGGACGAGGCGGGGGGCCUCCUGAGCUGAGCGGCCCUUGAGAGCAGGCGGUGCGCUCUGGACUGCUGGGGAGGGGAGGGCGUUUGGGAAGGGGGUAGGCGAGUCAGAGGUGCUUCCGAGGGUGUGCGCCGCCCCCCGCCAACCCCCCUGCCGGCUGCACCUCCCCAAGUGGCCGGUGUGGCUUCCAGGGGCCGUGGCCCAGGCUUGGGUCCUGGUUCCGCGGGGGUGCUGGACUAAAGCCUGUGCCGGGGGCCUGGCCCUGCCUCCCCAGAGAUAAUCAUCACAGCCGGAGGGGAGAACGUGCCCCCUGUGCCCAUCGAGGAUGCCGUGAA